Molecule: messenger RNA, 1221 nt
Organism: Alternaria viburni
Lineage: Eukaryota; Fungi; Ascomycota; Dothideomycetes; Pleosporales; Pleosporaceae
Exons: 2
Coding region: 1-1221 (406 amino acids)
Source: RefSeq, a predicted model, not a curated record
AUGCCAUUUGACUGUACAGGUCUAGCUGAUCUAUUGACGCGCUUCACACCAGUCCAGGACAGCGUGUUGCGCUAUCUCGACAUCGGGGAUAUCAUCGCACUCUCACGCGCCGCAAAGGCGUUUAGUGAUUAUGUGCGCCUGGUCGAGCGAACGCAGUUUAAUAUCAACGAAAAGCUGAAGGUGGUUGUGACAAGUCCGAACGCGUUUCGCUCGCUACAGGCGAAGCACAACAUCCUUAUCAGCGGAUCUUUUGCGUUCGGCUUCAUGCUGAGAAUACCGCUCAACUUCCGCUUGUUUGAUAUCCCUACGACUAUGCUGGACAGGCUCUUAGUGGAGAAAGGCCCACAUGCCGAGGCCCUGAGAUCGUUUCUCGAAAACGAUGGUUACAGGGUCAAGGACAGCUCCAUCCCAAACCACCCUUUCAUGGAACGCGAUACCGCCAGGGGCCGUCAAACCGUCUACAUUCGAGAGACGGAAUAUACGUCUCUCUUCAAAAUGUUGAACUUGGACUUGACUUGCGACGUCAACUUCGUUACCUGGAAUAAAGCAUACUCUGUGUUCCCAUACCAGACUUUCAUUCUGAAGCAAGGUCACCUACUUAGGGACAUGAAGCAUUGGGAACAUCUUCCACAGGAUCUGGCCAGAUGGAUGCGUGUUGGGUUUGACAUCGCCCCUUCCACUCUUCAGGAUGCGCUCCCUCCACAUGCGAGAACCGACUCUACUUCUACACUUCUGGGAAUCCGGUUGGUCGGUGAUAAGAAAUCCUGGGUUGUACCGCUAAAGACUGACUUGGUCGAGCCAUCGCCCUUCCCCGACCUUCUCAUCGACUAUGCUGGCUUUGAGGUGACUAGUUCCCUGAAGGACGAAGCCGAGACUCUGCUAGAUCCCUCAUCUCCUCCGUUCAACCAUUACACCAUUGAGAUGACGGUCGUCAAAAGCCUUGCAUUGCGCCAUCAGUAUGUUUUCCCCGACAAAGCUUACUCAGAGCAACACCGCUUUCGAGAUCGCACAAUCUUACAACUCUACACUCUAGGCGUUGCGAGGCGACCAUCGGGAUUUGCGCACAUCUUUGCUCAGACCAACCGUCCGAAUCUACGUGACAUUGCAGGAUUUGUACCACCGGAUAGGUGGAAGUAUUACGAUGACGAGAUGCUCAAGAUGUUAGAUAUGAGGUAUCCGGGGGCUAUUCAGGUAGCUCCAGGGGAAGUAGCGGAGAAGUAG